Messenger RNA from Aedes albopictus (Asian tiger mosquito), 4711 nucleotides. RefSeq names its product 3'-5' RNA helicase YTHDC2. NCBI's taxonomy places the organism in Eukaryota, Metazoa, Arthropoda, Insecta, Diptera, Culicidae. Gene Ontology annotation, cellular component: intracellular anatomical structure. The transcript is spliced from 7 exons. Gene Ontology annotation, molecular function: protein binding; helicase activity; ATP binding. The record is from RefSeq and is a predicted model, not a curated record. Bases 197 to 4087 code for a protein of 1296 amino acids.
CUUGCUUGAGUCGAGUCGAGUCUGUCCAACACACUUGACAGUCGAGCGAAAAAUUUGGUGGGCUCUCCUUCGAAAAGGUGCAAAAAUCGUCAUCUGCGUAUCGAAUGGUCAAUUUUACCACCGUUUUCAUCCUGGAUCAGGAUAGUUUCUAGCACAUUAUCUGCUGCCCCGUUUCCGCCACCAGCCGAGCUCCAACAUGGCCGGCCGAGGAAAAACCAACAUAAACAUUGAGGAGGAUGUUCGCAUCGCCAUUCACUACAUGAUCGACAAGUUCGUCCAGGACGAGAAGCUGAACGAGUUUGACUUUCCGGCUUCGUUCACUCGGGAGCACCGGGCCUACAUCCACGAUUACGUCAAAAACAAAUCGCUCAAGUCCAGGUCCCAUGGGAAAGGCAACCAACGCUACCUGACGAUCUACAAAUCGAACAUCCUAUCGCUAAUCCACGACGAUGCAAGCCUGGACAUCAGUGAGAAUUCGCAGAAGACGAUUGAAAUGAUACUCCAGAAGCAGGGCCCCUUCCAAAAGGAACUGGCAGACUCCUACGCGCGGCGCAAGUUGUAUCCCACCCUGACAUCCUACAGUCUGAACCUGGGAUCGCCGAACAAUUCCGUCAAAUGCAUCCCGCCACCGACAAAUUCCAGCAUGCAAAUCAUCCAGGAGCGGCUUCGGCUGCCGAUUGCUCCCUACAGAGACGCCAUUCUGAACUGCUUGGCGCAGAAUCAGGUAAUGAUCAUUUCGGGUAGCACCGGUUCCGGCAAGACUACCCAAAUUCCACAGUUCAUUCUCGAGUCUGCCACCCAACAAGGCGAAGUCUGCAGGAUCAUUUGUACUCAACCACGACGACUGUCGGCGAUCACCGUAGCUGAUCGAGUCAGUUACGAGCGGAAUGAACAACUUGGACAGACAAUUGGCUACCAGAUUCGACUGGAAAGUCGACUGAGCCCGAUCACCAACCUUAUUUUCUGCACAAACGGUGUUCUACUUCGAUGUCUAAUGGGCAAGAAUUCCACCAGUAUUCUGAACGACGUGACCCACAUCAUCGUGGACGAAGUUCAUGAACGCGAUCAGUAUUCGGACUUUUUGCUGAUCUCGCUGAAGGAGAAAGUCCUGCAGCACACGAACAUCAAAGUUAUCCUCAUGUCUGCCACCAUCGAAUCCAAUACAUUUUCGCGCUACUUCAACAACUGUCCACUGAUCGAAAUCCCCGGAAGACUGUUCCCCAUCGAGAGCUACUUCCUGGAGGAUGUGCUGUACCGAAUCGAUCGCUACAACGCCAAGAUCGACGAAGUCAAACGACAGUUCAAAAGCACACCUGACUUUGCCCGAGCGCUGGCGCAAAAUCCGCACCGGACGGAGCUGGUCAACACGGCAAACAUGGACGACGAGACGAUUCUGCUGAUGAACGACAUCCUCGAGUUGUGCUGGAUCGAGAACAAUCCGGAUGAUUUCAAUCACUUUUUCUAUCUGGUUGAGGACGAAAACAAUCCGAUCAAUUUCCAGCAUACCGAAACGAAGAUGACGGCGCUUAUGAUCGCCGCGGCAAAAGGAUACACGAAUGUGGUGAAACGUCUGAUAGACAUGGGAGCGGAUCCGAUGAUCAGAGGCAAGCACAAUUUUACUGCGCUGGAUUGGUCCGUCAGCAUCAAUGGUUACAACGCGUGUUCGCAGAUGUUGGAUAUGGUCACUCAUCCACAGCAACAGCAGGUUCAGCAGCAACUUCAACAGCCGCUUCCUCAGCUGCAAACCCCGCCAAGACAGCUUGCCAAGGUACUUCUCGAUGUGUAUCACAGCACGGUGAACGACGAGAAAAUUGAUCACCGCUUGAUUCUGGACAUCAUCAAGUAUAUCUGCACGAAGCUGGCGCCGGGAGCAAUCCUAGUGUUUCUCCCUGGCUACGACGACAUUCUAGAGCAGUAUGAAAUGAUCAAUUGUGGAUUGAGCGGAUCGUCGAACUUCCGAAUCUACAUGCUGCAUAGCAAUAUGCAAACUAACGAUCAGAAUGCAGUGUUUAAGCCGGUUCCGCCGAACACCAGGAAGAUCAUCCUUUCCACGAAUAUCGCAGAAACUUCGAUUACCAUCGAUGAUGUGGUGUAUGUGAUCGAUAGUGGAAAAGUGAAACAAAAGCACUACGACUCGGUUACAUCGACAACCUCGUUGACGGCGACGUGGAUUUCACAAGCAUGUGCAACCCAGCGGGCCGGACGAGCCGGUCGAACGAAGCCCGGUGUGUGUUUUCGAUUGUUCACACGGCAAAGGUUCGAUGCGAUGGACAAGUUUACACUGCCGGAGAUUCUACGCGUUCCGUUGACGGAGAUUUGCCUGCAAACGUCCAUCAUUGCCAGCCACACAUCGAUUCUGAACUUCCUGAGCAAAGCCAUACAGCCACCGUCUACGAUGAGCAUCAAACAGAGCAUCAAGCUACUGCAGAAGCUAGGCGCACUGGAUGACGACGAGAACCUGACGGAACUGGGAUUGAUUCUGGCGGAUCUGCCCGUGGAUGCGCGAUUAGGAAAGAUCUUGUUGUACGGAAUCUUUCUGAAGUGCAUCGACCCGGUGCUGACGAUUGUCAGUGCGCUGAGCGUGAACGAUCCGUUCGUGUUGCCCACGACGGCCCUGGAUAAGGAUAAAGCGGCCAAGUUAAAGCGGGACAUGGCAGAGGAUUCCUAUAGCGAUUGUUUGUGCUUGCUGCGGGCGUUCCAGAAGUGGAAUGAGCUAAAACCAUCGAUGAAGGAGCGCCAGUUUUGUAAUCGUUUCUUCCUGAAUUCGGGUACGAUGGAUACCAUCGGAAGCCUGCGAAGUAAGAUUCUCGGCCAUUUGCGGUCGGUGGGUUUGGUCAAAAGCUACGGAGCCGGUAACAUUCAAGAUCUGAACCAGAACUCAGACAACUGGGCCGUGGUGAAGGCGUGCCUGGUGGCCGGUUUGUAUCCGAACAUCUGUCGCGUGGACAAAGAAAAUGCCACGAUUAAGACAAGGAUCGACAAGAAGAUCAGUCCACAUCCUAGCUCGGUGAUCAGAGACAAAUCUCUGAAGAAGAACAAGGAAAGCAUCCUAUCGCUUCCAUCGGAGUGGAUCAUCUUCGAGGAGAAAACGAGAGCGGGAAUUCACUGCCUGAUCAAGUGCAAUACUGUAGUAGCGCCAGUGACGAUCGCGCUCUUUUGCGGUCCGCUGUUCUUAAACGAAGAGGAAUCGCUUAUCUCGUGGAAGGAUCUGGAUGAAUCGAAUUCGGACUACGACGAGCAUGACAUGUCCGACAAGAGCAAGCUGAUCGUGGACGAUUGGAUUAACUUUGCUGUGGACAGCAACUUCGGUACCUCGGUGUUUCAUUUUCGACACAAGCUGAGUGCGCUCUUCCUCAAGUUCAUCAGCCACCCGAGAUCAUAUCAGCCGAACGCGAACGACUUGUACCUGUUGAACACGGUGGCCCAGCUGCUGAAAGAUGAAGACCGUCAUCUCGGAUUCGCCGGCCACAGCAACAUUGGCCAGAAGCCUCGACCUGUGAUACAGAACCACCUGAAUGUGAACGGUGGCGUCGGAAAUGCUUUCAAUUUCUCGGCGAACGAUUUCAAGCUGGCUGCCAGCAGUCACAACAACAGCAACAAUGGCAAUGGAAACAGCAGCCACAACAAUAGCAGCAACAACAAACAUCAGAAUAGGCACCAGCAGCAGCAUCAUCACGGGAACAAGCAGCAAAAUAACAACAACAGGAAGGGGGAACCCAAAGUCCGAUACUUUAUCGUGCAUGCGACGUCCAUAAUGCAGAUCCAGCUGGUGGCCGAGAGUCCAGAUGGAUGGAGUUUCACGCCAUCGUUGCAACCGAAACUUAUCAAACUACUUAAGAAACAACCAAAUCUCAGCAUCAUCCUGUUUUUCCACAUAUCACAGAGCAAAUGCUUCUACGGAGCAGGUCGGCUGACGAUGGUUGCCAAUCGGACCCAUCUGAAUCUAUUUUCCAAGAACACGGUCUCAUUUGAAACGCUAAGUACCUUCGAGAAAAGUUUUAUGCGGGGCAGAGUGCUGGAAGAGUACCUCGAUGGAGAGGAACUGUCGCCCUCGAGUGGACACGAGCUGAUGGAAUUCUUCAAGUAGAUCUUGAAGCGUCUCGUUCUCUAUCUUCGAACACCCGUAACCCGUAUAGCUAAUACACAAAGAAAAAAAAACAAAGGUUGCAAUGAUAUUCAAAUUUCAACACUGUAACAUAAAGUAAUUUUAUCACAAAUGGUAUGGUAAAACAAGGUAAAACAUUUUCUCAUUCGAACCAGAAUACAAAGUUAUAAACUAUAACAAAGUAAUAGAGACAUAUGGGUAAUAAUGAGUAACCCCAAUAGCAUUCAGCGAUUGUUAGAACGCGGAAUUCAUACGUGUGAACGUACGCGCCACACGGCUCUCUCUCUCUAUGAUUAUCUUGUUUGGAUUAUUGUAUCUCAAGACACUCGUGUGAAGAAACGAAAUAACUAAAUAAUAUUAGGUAUUCGAUUUGAGCCCAAGUAACAAGAUACUUACCGUUGAAACAAAACCUUUACAAAACAGCACGCGGAUUAAUUGCAAUUCUUAAACGUGGUGGCAAUUGCGGACGAUUGCAAUCCUCGACAAACCAGAAUACAAAGAAAAAACUGCAAAUGUACUGUUUAAUUUAAAUUAAAUUAAAUUGUAAAAGUGGAAUAAAACUGAAAACUUUUAAAGUUAUCAAUGUGAAAGAAUGACAAGUUAAAA